This is a messenger RNA of Grammomys surdaster, 2390 nucleotides long. It is a transcript of the gene Asb13, whose product is annotated as ankyrin repeat and SOCS box containing 13. Gene Ontology annotation, biological process: intracellular signal transduction; positive regulation of protein catabolic process; protein ubiquitination. The record is from RefSeq and is a predicted model, not a curated record. NCBI's taxonomy places the organism in Eukaryota, Metazoa, Chordata, Mammalia, Rodentia, Muridae. Gene Ontology annotation, molecular function: protein binding. Bases 108 to 944 code for a protein of 278 amino acids. The transcript has 6 exons.
AGGUCCCGGCUCAGGUCCCGGCUUACGUCCCAGCUUAGGUCCGGGCUCAGGUCCCAGCGCUCGGAGUCACAAGGCCCGUAGGCAGGGGCGCCCAGCCCGCGAGCCGCAUGGAGCCGCGCGCCGGGGAUGGCUGCUUCCUGGGAGAUGUGGGUUUCUGGGUGGAGCGUACCCCCGUGCACGAGGCAGCUCAGCGGGGUGAGAGCCUACAGCUUCAGCAGCUGAUUGCCAGUGGAGCAUGCGUUAACCAGGUCACUGUGGACUCCAUCACACCCCUUCAUGCAGCGAGUCUGCAGGGCCAGGCCCAGUGUGUGCAGCUGCUGCUGGCAGCUGGUGCCCAGGUGGACGCGCGCAACAUUGACGGCAGCACCCCUCUUUGUGAUGCCUGUGCCUCAGGCAGCAUCGAGUGUGUGAAGCUCUUGCUGUCCUAUGGGGCGAAAGUCAACCCUCCUUUGUACACGGCAUCCCCGCUACAUGAGGCCUGCAUGAGCGGGAGUUCUGAAUGCGUGAGGCUUCUUAUUGACGUUGGGGCCAACCUGGAAGCCCAUGAUUGUCAUUUCGGGACGCCUCUACAUGUUGCCUGUGCACGGGAACAUUUGGACUGUGUCAAAGUGUUGCUCAAUGCAGGGGCCAAUGUGAACGCAGCCAAACUUCACGAGACUGCACUUCAUCAUGCGGCCAAGGUAAAGAAUGUCGACCUCAUCGAGAUGCUCAUAGAGUUUGGAGGCAACAUCUACGCCCGGGACAACAGGGGCAAGAAGCCCUCGGACUACACAUGGAGCAGCAGCGCCCCGGCUAAGUGCUUUGAGUACUAUGAAAAGACACCCCUUACUCUCUCACAGCUCUGCAGGGUGAGCUUGAGGAAGGCCACUGGUGUCCGAGGGCUAGAGAAAGUUGCCAAGUUGAACAUCCCUCCCCGGCUCAUCGACUACCUUUCCUACAAUUGAUCUGCAGGCAAGGGGCUGGAAAGGCUGGUGACCAGCCCAGUUAUCACCUUGUUAUGCCUAGCCCUGGGCCUUAAAGAGUUCUGCCUGUUUCUCUGAAACACCAUCAUCAAUGUAGAUAGAUUGAUGCUCCUUUGUGUUCUUUUUGGUUGUCCUUUUUGAUGUCUUCUUCUGAACACCAGAGAAGAUCUCUGAUGCACCAGGAGGCUAGUCUCUGGCAUCCCAGCUGUGGAUGUAACCCUUGCUAGUCUUCUGGCACUUCUGCAGUCACUCUAGGAUGGGCUCAGUUCUCCAUGUUUCUCUUUUCACCGACCACCCUCGAAUAGAGACAGUUCAAGGUGCACAGGGAAUUCUGGGAACUCAGAACACUGAUGCUGAUUGUCUUUUAUCUGAGCACCAUGCCACAGAAGCAUCAGGUUCCAAGAACUUGACCCGGUGGACUGGGAUACCACUCUUAUGGCAUCUUGCCAUUUGGAUAGUUUUUCUGGGGCAGCAACUGGCACUUUCCAAGGUCUACCUGCAUCCAGGUGUAUAUCACUCAGGGGCUUUACAGAUCAGAGUGGGGAAGGCUCAGGCUUUGUACCCCCACAUCAAGCAGUGUUUUUUUUGGGAUGACUGUCUCCAGUAUUAGCACUCAAAGCUGUUAAAAAGUUUAUGUUGGGGCCUGGAGAGAUAGCUUGGGACUAGGGUUUAGUUCCUAGAACCCACAUAAGGCAGCUCACAAUGGCCUGUUGCUUCAGCUCCCGGGGAUCCGACACCCUCUUCUGGCCUCCUCAUGCACUCAGAUAUGUAUGUACAUACACAGACACACAGACAUACAGACACACACACAGACACACACAAAUAAAUAAAAUAAAAUCUUUUAGAAAGUUGGAGAACCUUUAGGAAAAAACCGAUAUAUGUAUAUAUAUGCAUUCGUUCAUAUAUAUAUGCUGUAACGAGAUUCGCAAUGAGCAAUGCAAACAAGAUAAACAGUAGCUAAUGUGAAACUUCAUGCAUAUGAGAAUGAGAUUCAUUGGCCAAGGCAGGAAAAGUGGUCAGGAUUCCUUCCUAUAGUAAUAAAAGCGAAUCCUGUACAUUGUGGGUGAAAUACUAAGUCUUGUGUUCAGACUGAAUUUUCCUGGUUGACAUUCUAGAUCUUAACAAUACUGAUAAUACCCCACAUACAAUAGAGAGAAAUAGAGAAUUUUUCAGUAGUCAUUCUAUACCGAGAAAAGCCACCUUCUUUCUGUCAGUCUUAGGCCCAAGUUCUGAGGAAAUCCAUGUUUUUGCAUGGAAUAGUAAUAGCAAUCAAUUUUAAAAAGGCACUGGAUUCUGCCUCUUUCAUCUUUGGAACAGACUCUUGCCUCUAGCAAUAAAACCCAGUAAUUGCUCAUCCGUUAUAUCUUUUGGUAUAGAAUAAGGUUCUCUUACCAUUAUUGUUCAAUAAAAGUGGUUGGAUGAAGUGUG